GGGACCAGGCUGCAGAGCUCCAGGAAAACACGCAGAUAUUACCCGGGCAGAGAGCUCCAGAGGACGGCUUGAGGAGAACCAUGAGGCCCUGGAGGAGAGGAGAGAGACCUGUGGUGUGGCGCUCAAAGAGCAGACUGAUCCUGGACCUGUACCCGGAGUCUGGAGCUCAGAGAACGGACUGAUCCCGGUUUGUGUUCAUUGUGUUCGGACAGCAGGAGGGGAGGAUGCUGCACAUGCUCCCGAAGAAAAGCUGCUUUUCCCCGGGACUAACGCUGAGACACCCCCCCUCUGGAUCCUGCAGCCCGCUGUCCACCAUGCUGAACGCCCCGUGAAAACUCUCCAUGAUAACAACAAGGUGGAGGGGGGGGGGGCAUGGAUAUAAAGAGAGCUGGAGCUCGGUUCACCUCUAUGGAGCUGCUCAGGGGCGCAUGAAGCCCAGAACACCCACUCUGGAGAGCGGGAGUACCCGGAUGCUGGCCCACAGAGCAUGCGCAGUGGAGUUUCCCUUAAGCCCCGCCUUCUGUCAGUCAGACGAAUGAGUUAUGAGUAAAUAACUCUGGAUUCAGAUUGUAGAGACUUUCCAGCUUUGACUACCUGAGGAUUUAAAAAAUGACUAAACAAGAGCCCGUGCUGGGGAGUUUAUUCAGCUCAACAAUGUAAGUCAAUGGGGAGGAGUAUUUUUGGGCCAAAAUGACGUCACGGAAGUUGUAGUGCCACCGUUUGGCCACAACGGAAGAUUUGCUUCACUGUCCGGAGCACUUCCUGGUGGUUCCUUUACAAACCAAAAUACACCCCCCCCCCUCUCUGUUUCCUGAAGCAGAACUAUGUUGCCCCCCCCAUGAAAACACUUCAUGACAACAAGGAGGAGGAGGAGGGUGCCCCCACGGAGGAGGGCGCCCCCAUGGAGGAGGACCUGAAGGCGGCCCGGAUGUGGCGGGAUGCUGCCCUGAGAUCCAGGAAGCUGCGGAGCGACCAGCGCCAGCUGACCCUGAGCUCCAAAGACAACCAGAUUGUCUUGCCGGAGGACGUGUCCCAGGUGGAGGUCCUGAACCUGGGAAACAAUGCCCUGCAGGACCUGCCUGACGUACUGGGAUCGAGCCUCAGCAAUCUGCGGGUCCUGGUGCUGCGCAGAAACCGGUUCUCCACAGUUCCCCGGGUGGUGCUGGAGCUGGGCCAGCUGGUGGAGCUGGACCUGAGCCACAACCUCCUGCUGGGUCUACCUGAAGACCUGGGCCGGCUGAAGGCCCUGAAGAAGCUGUGCGUCAGCCACAACCAGAUCCAGGUCCUACCCGGUCAGAUCGGGGCCCUGCAGGUCCUGGAGGAGCUGGAUCUGAGCUUCAAUUCCCUGCAGGUCCUGCCCCGGACCCUCUGCAGCCUCAUCAAGCUCCGGACUCUGGAUGCUGACCACAACAAGCUGAACCAGUUCCCCCCCGAGAUACUGUCCCUCUCCGAGCUUGAGGAGCUGGACCUCUCAGGGAACAGGUUCCAGGCCCUGCCGGCGGACAUCCUGAAGCUGCGUAGCAUCAAGAUCCUGUGGCUCAGCAGUCUGAACCUGAUCCAACUGCCGGACUCCUUUUGCCUCCUGCAGCAGUUGGAGAGCCUGAUGCUGGACGGGAACCAGAUUUCCUUCCUGCCAGAGGACUUCAGCAGGAUGCAAAGACUGAAGAUGCUGAACCUGUCCUCGAAUGAGUUCCAGGACUUCCCAGAGGUCAUCUUAAGCAUCACAGGGCUGGAGGAGAUCUACCUGAGCCGGAACAGACUGAUCCAGAUCCCAGAAGAGGUCGGGGGUCUGGUGAGGCUCGCCAACCUGUGGCUGGAUAACAACCGCAUCACAUUCCUGCCGGACUCCAUCGUGGACUUGGAGCGGCUGGAGGAACUGGUCCUACAGGGGAACCAGAUCGCCAUCCUGCCAGAGAACUUUGGGAAGCUGUCCAGGGUCAACAUCUGGAAGGUGAAGGACAACCCUCUGAUUCAGCCCCCCUACGAAGUCUGCAUGAAGGGGAUCCCCUACAUCGCAGCCUACCAGAAGGAGCUGGCGGACUCGCAGCUUGCAGUAAAGCCGCGUCUGAAACUGGUCCUGAUGGGGGCCAAGAACUCGGGGAAGACCCGACUCAGAAGUAGUGUGGUGGGCCCUCAGCAGGAGGUUCAGGACCUGCAGGGGGAUGGGGGCAUCGAGGUGACGGACUGGGUGGCAGACCGCGGCCUCACCUUCCUUGUCUAUGACCUGUCAGGAAAUCAGGACCUCAUCAAACCCUUCCUGCUGUCCCCGGGGGCCCUGUACCUCCUCGUAGUGAACCUCCAAACCUACACCCCCAGGACCUUCUACACCCACGUUGGUUACUUCCUGCAUGUCCUUGGGGCCAAAGUCCCCCAUGCGGUGGUCCUGGUGGUUGGGACUCACUCGGACCUGUGCACAGAGGAGGAUCUGGAGGAGAAAAGUCUAGACCUCCACCGGCAGAUCGGCCUGCAGGAGCACCGGGACCUGCAGGUCCUGAGGGCCGAAGUCCUGCAGGUGGACCGCGCCCUGCAGCAGGGCUUCAGCGUCCGUUCCUCCAGCCCCCACGUGGUCUUCUACGGCGUCUCGGACCGGAACCUGAGGCGCAGGAAGUCCCAGCUGCAGUACAUACUGAACCGGCGGCUGCAGGUCCUGUCGCCCUUGCUGAGGACAGGGGUCCACAGGAACCUGCAGAGGCUCCGGGAGAAGCUGAUGCAAGUGGCGGACCACAGGGAGAUCUUCCCGAACUUGCACCGCAUCCUGCCCCGGUCCUGGCAAGUCCUAGAGGAUCUGCACCUAGGGGCCCCCCAGCUGUGGCUCUCCUGGUGGGACUCGGCGAGGCUGGGUCUGCAGGCCGGUCUAACGGAGGAUCGGCUGCAGAGCGCCCUGUCCUACCUACACGAGUCCGGCAAGCUGCUCCACUUUGAGGACUGCCCCCCCCUGAAGGACUACGUGUUCCACAACCUUCCCCGGUUCAUCCAGAUCCUGAACCUGUUCUUCAUGUUCCUGGAACCAAAAACUCCCAGAAACCUGCAGAGGGACGAGCUGCUGGACCGGCUGCUGUCUGGCGGUGGGGGGGGGAGUCUGGUGAUGGACGACGAGACGGGGGAGGCCCUGAGGGUGAUGCAGAACCAGGUGGAGGGCUUCCUGCAGGAUGGCCUGCUGCCCUCCCCCCUGAUCCGGCUGCUGCUGGGGCCCCUGAUCCAGAGCCAGCAGGACCUGAGCCUGGUGAUGGAGCUGCUGCAGAAGAUGGGGGUCUGCUACUGCGUCAACAGGCCCCGGGGCCGGCCUCUGAACGGGGCCACGGUCUGGUACAAAUUCCCCAGUUAUGUGAGUGGCGAAGCCCCUCUGGGGGGGCCUUUGCUGCCCCCCCUGUCCGUGGAGCAGCUGCACAUCCAGUAUCGCUUCCACUUCCUGUUCCCCCCCGGUCUGUUUGAGCGCUUCAGCGUUCAGAUCAACGGCCACGUGGUGCAGCGCUCCGACUGCCGGGACCGGGUCCUGGCGUACCGUGGGAAGGUCCCGGUGCUGGUGAGCCGGCAGCGGGGCCCUCUGAGGGGGGGUUCGCUGAGCAUCGCCUCCCACGCCUCGCUGCCCAACAUCUGGACGGCCUGGCAGGCGGUGACCCCCCUGCUGGAGGACCUGAACGCCCUGCUGCAGGAGUGGCCCGGCCUGCUGUGCUCGGUCCACAUCCUCUGCUCCAAGUGCCUGAAGAGAGGGGCCCCCAGACCCCAUGCCUUCCCAGGAGAGCUGCUGAGCCAGCCCCGCCCUGACGGGCUGCUGGAGGUGAUCUGUCCUCAGGACGGAGCUGAGAGGGUCAACGUGGCUCUCAUCUUCCCCCCACCCCCACCAUCAGCAGCCCCGGCAACAACUGAGGACACACACCUGCAGCAACAACUGAGGACACACACCUGCAGCACCAGCUGAGGACACACACCUGCAGCACCAGCUGAGGACACACACCUGCAGCACCAGCUGAGGACACACACCUGCAGCACCAGCUGAGGACACACACCUGCAGCACCAGCUGAGGACACACACCUGCAGCACCUCCUUCUUCAUCUGCACCAAAAACACCUGAACCUGCAGAACAUCCACCUGCUGCCCCUCUACCUGUAAACCACCACCUGCAUCACAACCACCUCCACCUCCUGCUGUACCUCCACCUGCACCUCCUCCACCUCCUGCUGUACCUCCACCUGCACCUCCUCCACCUCCUGUAACUCCUUCUGCACCUGUGCCUCCUGUAGCACCUGCACCCCCCCAUUAGACUGAACGUCCAGCUGCAACAGCACUGCCUCACAGGUUUGCAGGUUUGCUGUUUUUCUCGUUUUGGAUUUGUAAGUGUUUCCCAGCAGCUUGAAGAACACAAACUUUGGCACCACGUCAAAAUAAAACGUCUCUGGUGAUUUUGUUCUGAAACUCUGAGACAUUUAACUCUUCUGAGGUUUUUAUGAGACGUGGACUGAGAUAUUCUGCAGAGUUUAGAGGACGAGUCCGUCUGUAUGAUCUGUGUCUGAAGAGGAGCUGCAGCUGUGGAAACAUCGUUCAAUGAUUCAGAAAAUACUAUCUUAGAUUGUCUGUGAUGGACUGCUUUCUCUCAGCCGGACCACUUCCUCCACCGAGGUGAUUCCUAACGAGCUGGUUCCUAACGAGCUGAUUCCUACCGAGCUGGUUUAUAACGAGCUGAGUGUUCCUGUUAAACAGAUAAAUAAUAUUUAAUAUAUCCAGAUGUGAGAGACAGCUGCAGCUCCAUCAGAGCAGGAGGAUAAUCUGAGAUGUACAGCUGGGGAUUAAAGCCAUUGGAGGUCAUUAAAAUGUGAUAUUAUGGAGCUGAUUACAUUUCUAAUUUCAAAUGAGGAAAAAAAGCAAUAAAUAUUUGAGAUAAAAGUCAUUUAUUUGCCAAAAAAUAAACUUGGAUAUUUUCUAAAAUAAAGUCAUAAAUUAGCUAUAAAUUAAAUAAAUCUGGACAGAAAUGAGUUAAGAGGUUGGUAAAUUCACGAGUUUCUUCUCUUGCAAAUGUAAUAAUUAAAUCUUUAAUAAUAUUUAGCUUUUUCAGGUAAAUUUGUAAAAAUAAUGAUUGUGAAGUUUCCAGUUUUAUCUCCCAAAAUCUUUACAUUUUUAAUAUAUAUUUUUGAGAUUUUUCUUGAGAAUUUACCACCUGAAUUUUGGGUUCCCUCAGACUAUCCCCGCCCUCCUCUGACUCUUUAAUUAUUAUAUUGUCCUGACUCUGAUCCUGGUCCCGUUCCUGGUCCCGUUCCUGGUCCCGGUCCUGGUCCCGGUCCUGCUCCCGGUCCUGCUCCCGGUCCUGCUCCCGGUCCUCGUCCUGGUCCUGGUCCUGGUCCUGGUCCUCUGUGUAUAAAGGGUAAAGUGUGUUUGAGUCUGGUCUAAAUCUGACGAGGGUUUCCUCGACUCUCAGAUAUUUAUCUCCUGCUUCACUUUUCCUCCGAUCGUUUCUCACUGAGCUGUUGUAAAUAAAAUCUUUAUUUUUGUAAGUGGAUUAUUAACAGUGAAAGGGCGUGCAUGUGAGCGUGCGUGCACACACACACACACACACACACACACACACUUUUAUAUUGAGUGUCACACAACAGGAUAUACCAAAUAAACCAAGAACUGGCUUUAA
Eleginops maclovinus (Patagonian blennie) is the source of this 5618-nucleotide messenger RNA. RefSeq names its product multifunctional ROCO family signaling regulator 1 (gene mfhas1). Lineage: Eukaryota; Metazoa; Chordata; Actinopteri; Perciformes; Eleginopidae. The coding region runs from base 839 to 3919 and encodes 1026 amino acids. Gene Ontology annotation, molecular function: protein binding. The transcript has 5 exons. The record is from RefSeq and is a predicted model, not a curated record.